Colletotrichum costaricense is the source of this 825-nucleotide messenger RNA. RefSeq lists its product as uncharacterized. NCBI's taxonomy places the organism in Eukaryota, Fungi, Ascomycota, Sordariomycetes, Glomerellales, Glomerellaceae. The transcript has 2 exons. The record is from RefSeq and is a predicted model, not a curated record. Bases 1 to 825 code for a protein of 274 amino acids.
AUGCACAUUCUCGCAGUGCUCCUCUUCGGUGUCGUAUUCCCGGCAUGUGCGCGCUCAGAGAACCGCUUCCGCCGCCCACCGGGCCCGGGUCCGGCAGGAGACUUCCGGGAUAACCCAGUCUAUACCCUCGGCGACAACAUUGACUUGCAGUGGGAGAUGGAUCUCAAGAACAUCGACCUGAUCUUAUGGCAGCAGCAGCCCACGGGAAAUGUCAAGGGGCCCUAUGCCAAGCUCGCAUCCAAUUCCACGGUGAAGAGCCUCGUCUGGACCGUAGGCUACGCAGGCUUUCCUUCAACAAUGAAUCCAGACCUGAGCCAGGUCUACUUCCUUCAACUCUUCAAGACGGGACAGUCGGGCAGCAGCGCGACAUCUCACUACUUCAACAUCACCGAGCCCGACAGCACAUCAACCUCAACAUCAUCCGCAACAGCCACAACAACAGCCCUCGCCCUCGCAUCAGCAACCCCAACAUCAACCGCAGACUCCUCCCCGGCACAAACACCAACCGCCCCCGCCGACGAAGACCAACUCUCAAGCACCGCAGUCGCGGGCAUCGCCGUCGGCGCGACGCUCGGCGCCCUCAUCCUCCUCGCCCUCCUCGCGGGGCUUGUCCGCAGGUACGUCAAGAGGAGGCGGGACAUGGCCGUCCACACGGAGGGCGACAUCCUCGUCUACGCCGAGCGGCAGCUGCGGGCCAAAGACGAGGCCGCCGCGUGGAAGCUGGAGUUGCCGGCGCACAGCCGCGAGCGGUUCGAGGUGGAGGCGUGCGAGCCGAGGCACGAGAUGCCUGCUGAGCCUGUGGGUGUUGGGAUGGAGAGGGGGUGA